CUCUCCGUUUUUAAUUUGAACUAUUAUCAACCGCCGCACCGCCAGUCACCACCUUCGCUCUCGCCUCUCUCUCUCUCUCUCUCUAGAUUGCACUAGGGUUUCCGACGAUUGACGGCGUCGUAUUCGGAACGGAAUCCCAGGUCGAAUUCCUGAUCCCCAGUCCCGAUCUAUCUCCACUGCGCCUGCCUCAUGCGAUCUCGCCCUGAACUCGGCGGUCUCUUCGGUCGGAUGUAGAUCGACGAUUUUAAACCAUCAAAUAACAGCUUAAAUGGUAUGCUAUUCUCUCAGUAUAAGCUACAUUGGGAGAGGGGAACUAGAGUGCUUCGGUGCUGAGAGAUAAAACAGCUUUGAUUUGUGGCGUCUAAGAGGCUGGACCGGCCAUCCUGAGUAUUUUUAAAUAUGAUGGUGGAUUCUGCUACAGCUGCGGGUCCUGGAGCUACAUCCAAUGUUUCACCUGAAAAGGAUGCUUCAGGAACUGGCGAUUAUGCCACUGGAGGAUGGAAAAGUGAGGAUGGAAGUUUCAGUUGUGGGUACACUAGCUUCAGGGGAAAAAGAGCAAGCAUGGAAGACUACUGUGAUUUGAAAUCAUCAACAAUUGAUGGGCAAACAAUUGGCCUUUUUGGAAUAUUUGAUGGACAUGGUGGUUCACGAGCUGCAGAAUACUUGAAGGAACACUUGUUUGACAACCUUAUGAAGCACUCAAAAUUCAUGACUGACACGAAGCUUGCAAUAAGUGAAACAUACAAGAAAACGGAUACAGAUUUCUUAGAUGCGGAAAGCAACUCUUCCAGAGAUGAUGGUUCUACAGCUUCAACAGCUAUCUUGAUUGGCAAGCACUUAUAUGUAGCGAAUGUUGGUGAUUCACGUACUGUGAUAUCAAAGGCUGGAAAAGCAAUCCCCCUUUCUGAGGAUCACAAGCCAAACAGAAGUGACGAGCGCAAGAGAAUUGAGGAUGCUGGAGGAUUUGUCAUUUGGGCUGGCACUUGGAGGGUUGGAGGUGUAUUGGCAAUGUCAAGAGCAUUUGGCAACCGCCUUCUAAAACAGUUUGUUGUCGCAGAACCUGAGAUUCAGGAACAAGUGGUGGAUGGAGAAUCAGAAUAUCUAGUUUUGGCCAGUGAUGGUCUUUGGGAUGUGGUGACCAAUGAGGAUGCUGUUGCAAUUAUGAAAGUUGAAGAAGAAGCUGACAAUGCAGCAAGGAAGUUAGCAGAGACUGCCUUCUUCCGUGGCAGUGCGGACAACAUAACAUGCAUCGUAGUUAGAUUCAAUCACGAUAAACAGGGUGUAGAUUCUCCUCUUCCUUCCACAGCUGCUCAAGCUUGAUAGAUGUCUGAAUUCCACGCAGAAGCAUUCUCCUCUUCCUUCCACAGCUGCUCAAGCUUGAUAGAUGUCUGAAUUCCACGCAGAAGCUACUCAAGUAAUUUGAUCAAGUUCUUAGUUCCAUUGCAUUGGAGUGGGGAAGCUCCUCCAGAUUGCAAUUUAAGCAGCACAAGUUCCAAAUUAAACUUGUUGAGAAGGCAAAAGCUCAUCCAGAUCAAGCUAAAGAAUACAAGCCCUCAACCUGUGCAAUUUGGGAUGCGGUUGAUGAACACAUCUAGAAACACCAAUAGGAAGAAAGUUUCAGGAAACAAAGGAUAAAGUCCCAGCCUGUCAAUUGUUUUCAGCUGUCGGUAGAAUCUGAUAACAGAUGGUAGUCGAGCAAAUUCUUGCACAAGGCUAAACAAAGACCAAAUUUAACUUGAAAGGAUUGGCAUUGACACUAGGAUUCGACAUUCAAAUCUUAACAGGUACUGAAGAUCAUGCACCGAGUAGGACUGCUCCUAUGCUCAAAGGAUACAUGAGAGACUACAUCAGAUGAGGUUUACAAGCAUGUUUUUUUCUUCUUCACUUCUCAUAGGCAGU
Messenger RNA from Zingiber officinale, 1899 nucleotides. Its product is annotated as probable protein phosphatase 2C 52. Gene Ontology annotation, cellular component: cytosol; nucleus. Gene Ontology annotation, biological process: protein dephosphorylation. Gene Ontology annotation, molecular function: protein serine/threonine phosphatase activity; cation binding. Lineage: Eukaryota; Viridiplantae; Streptophyta; Magnoliopsida; Zingiberales; Zingiberaceae. The record is from RefSeq and is a predicted model, not a curated record. The transcript is spliced from 11 exons. The coding region runs from base 400 to 1320 and encodes 306 amino acids.